This is a messenger RNA of Atta colombica, 1065 nucleotides long. RefSeq lists its product as uncharacterized. The transcript is spliced from 7 exons. The record is from RefSeq and is a predicted model, not a curated record. Gene Ontology annotation, molecular function: protein binding. Bases 1 to 1065 code for a protein of 354 amino acids. NCBI's taxonomy places the organism in Eukaryota, Metazoa, Arthropoda, Insecta, Hymenoptera, Formicidae.
AUGCGAGCGUGGUUUCGCGAUAUCAUGGGAAUGAAGCUCAAGAUGGAAGAUAAAAAUAGUAAACAGUUCUCCAAUAUUACCGAUUCAACCGUUCCAAAUAAUGCUAGCGAAACAGAUUUCGAUGAGAUACCUACAACUUCAAUUUCCACUGAGGAAUAUACUCCAUCAUCAGUAUCAGUACCAACCACCUUCGACAUCGAGCAUCGUUAUCAAUUAGUUGGCAAUAUCAAUAUUAUCAAUCAAAUGGAAGUUGAUCAAGACGUGCUUUGCAUCUGCUAUACGGAAACUUACGACUUUUUGGCGGCAGGACUGUUGGACGGGAAUGUAAAAUUCUACAAAGUUAAUUCGGGAGAGAAUACGUUGAGUCUGUGCGAUACGGAAAUAAUGCUGAAUCCGUCUCCAGUGACCGCUGUAAAGCACCGACCAGUGCGCAGUACAUAUCCGAUCACUAAUAUUGUGAUAGCGACUUUAUAUUUGUAUGAUGAAGAAACUAAGACGCUCGAAAGAGUGUUUCGCGGAAGUGACAAGCCGGAUGUCAUGGACGGUCAUAAAUCUAGAGUCUUCAGCGCUUGCUUCAACCCGAAAUCUGCAUACGAGCUGAUAAGUGGUGGCUGGGACGACACCAUACACUUCUGGGAUACCAGACAAGCUCAUUCUUUUCGGUUCAUAUCAGGUGCACAUAUAUGUGGGGACGGCUUAGACAUCAGUACAAAUGGAAAAGAGAUCCUUACUUGUUCCUGGCAAAGGAUCAAUCCUAUACAAUUGUGGGAUUACGGUAGCGGCAAAUUGAUCACCACUGUAGAACCAGAUAGUUAUUCUUCUUUAUUAUACGCUGGAAAAUACGUAACAAAUAUGUACAUUGCAUGCGGUGGUUGCGAUGUUAAUCUCUUCAGAAUCGUUGAUCUACGAUCUCAUUCUACUAUAGCUAUGAUCAGAAAUUUAAGGAGCGGUAUGUAUAGUUUGGAUUUCGGCCCGUUAGAAUCGAAGUAUAGUAAACGGAUUCUUCCAAAAUUUGCUUUUUCCGCCGGAACAACGAUUUUUGAAGUAGAGGCCCAGCCUGAGUGA